Molecule: messenger RNA, 810 nt
Organism: Vicia faba (fava bean)
Lineage: Eukaryota; Viridiplantae; Streptophyta; Magnoliopsida; Fabales; Fabaceae
Source: the annotation of a GenBank genome assembly
AUGGCUUCCACCACCACCGCCGCUAGAGUAGUCCCCGCCGUCAUUGUCGGCGGCGGAAGAGUUGGAAAGGCUUUACAAGACAUGGGAGAAGGCCAAGACGUUCUUGUGAAACGUGGAGAUUCAAUUCCUCUUGAUUUUGGAGGUCCUAUUUUGGUUUGUACUAGAAAUGACGAUCUUGAUUAUGUUCUUCAAAACACUCCUCUUUCCAGAUGGAAUGAUUUGGUGUUUUUCCAGAAUGGAAUGUUGGAACCAUGGCUUGAGAGUAAAGGUUUGAAGGAAGGGAACCAAGUGUUGGCAUAUUUUGCAGUGUCGAAACUUGGAGAGUCUCCUAUUGAUGGUAAGACUGAUACCAAUCCUGAAGGAUUGACAGCUGCUUAUGGCAAGUGGUCUUUGGCCGUUUCUGAAAGAUUGCUAGCCGGAGGCCUCUCUUGUAAGGUUCUGGAGAAGGAAGCAUUUCAAAAGCAGAUGUUAGAAAAGCUCAUAUGGAUUUGUUCUGUCAUGCUUGUUGGAGCACGUCACGGAGGGGUUUCUGUUGGUAUUGUAGAAAAGGAGUUCCGUUCUGAAUUAUGUAGCCUGAUAGCAGAACUAGCAUCAGCAGCAGCAAGUGAAAAGGGGUUAACAUUUGAAGAAGCCAUGGGAGAUCGAUUGUGUGCGUAUUCCCGAGCUGUUGCUCAUUUUCCUACAGCAGUGAAGGAGUUCAAAUGGAGGAAUGGUUGGUUUUAUUCUCUUUCUGAGAAAGCUACUUCCCAAGGCAAGCAGGAUCCAUGUCCUCUACAUACUCAAUGGCUCAGAGAAUUGAAAGUUGUAUAA